CUAAUGUUCGCUGUUUGUCAUGCUUACUUCGCUCCUCUAAAUCACAGCAUGACCAGAAUGCUGCGUCCCCAGCUUGUGCUUGGCAACGCUCAUUCACACUACGUAGAGCAAUCUUCCGUGGGAACGAUUCAUUGACUCUCACGAUCCAAGAAGCGCUAAUUUUGAGCGAGAGGAUACAGAUUGUGAUAUAAGCUGUUGUGGUAGUCUGAACUUCGACGACCCAUAGUAAACGCUAACACAACACAAACAAGUACAAUAUUCGCAAUGUCUUCAGAAAAGAGCCACCGCCUAUACGUCAAAGCCCGCCAUGUCAGCUACCAGCGCGGCAAACGCAACACGAACCCCAACGUGAGCCUCCUCACGCUUGAAGGUGUCGACAACACGCAAGACGCGCAGUGGUACCUCGGCAAGCGCGUCGCGUACGUCUACCGCGUUGCAGGUAGCAAAGAGGAUGGUCCUCGCGUGAUCUGGGGCAAGAUCCGCAGGACACAUGGCAAUUCGGGUGUCGUCCGCGCUUCUUUCGCGAACAACCUCCCGCCAAAGUCGUUUGGUGCUAGCCUAAGGGUUAUGAUGUAUCCCAGCUCAGUUUAAGAGUCGAUGGAUGGACCGGAAUAGCAUUGGGACGGCGUUGAGGUGAUUCGGAACGGCUAAAAGCCAUAAUGGAGAUUGCAUUCUACAUUUUAUAUAUUAUACCCAGCACAAUGCAAAAACAUUUCA
Messenger RNA from Alternaria alternata, 717 nucleotides. Its product is annotated as 60S ribosomal protein L33-A. Gene Ontology annotation, molecular function: structural constituent of ribosome. Gene Ontology annotation, biological process: cytoplasmic translation; ribosomal large subunit biogenesis. The record is from RefSeq and is a predicted model, not a curated record. Bases 265 to 591 code for a protein of 108 amino acids. The transcript is spliced from 4 exons. Gene Ontology annotation, cellular component: ribosome; cytosolic large ribosomal subunit. NCBI's taxonomy places the organism in Eukaryota, Fungi, Ascomycota, Dothideomycetes, Pleosporales, Pleosporaceae.